AUGAAGUUUUUCCUGUUGACACUGGUUCUGCAGGUCACUGUUUCUGGAGCUGUUCCUCUGACCAACUCCAUAAUCCUGAAAGAUGAUGAUGUGGCAUUUGCUGAAAGAUAUUUGGGAAACUUUUAUGGUCUUGAGGUGGAGAGAACACCAAUGACAAAAAUGAAAGACGAUAGCAACUUUGAGAAAAAAAUCCAGGAAAUGCAGCAGUUCUUGGGGCUAACAGUGACUGGGCAACUGGACACAUCUACUCUGGAGAUGAUGCACACUCCUCGGUGUGGUGUGCCCGACAGUCAGCCUUUCAGGACAUUUGCAGGCAGGCCAGUAUGGCAAAAACGUUCUCUCACCUACAGAAUCACCAAUUACACCCCUGACAUGAAGCGUGAGGAUGUUGAUGAUGCCGUCCAGAAAGCUUUCCAAGUAUGGAGUAACGUGACCCCCCUGAAAUUCAUAAAGGUUAAUCAAGGCGAGGCUGACAUUUUGAUACUUUUUGCAUAUGGAGAUCAUGGAGACUUCAGUGCUUUUGAUGGCAGGGGUGGAAUCUUGGCCCAUGCUUUUGCACCAGGAGCUCGUAUUGGAGGCGAUGUACACUUUGAUGAGCAUGAACACUGGACUGAAAAUCACCAAGGUGUAAACUUGUUCCUUGUUGCUGUUCAUGAGAUUGGCCAUUCCCUGGGUCUUUCCCAUUCCAAUGAUCAAAGAGCCAUAAUGUUCCCCUCCUACAGAUAUUUAAACCCCAACACGUUUCACCUUUCUGCUGAUGACAUACGCGGCAUUCAGUCCCUCUAUGGAGGCCCAGAAAAGCAUCCUCGCCUUCCAACUCCCGACAAUCCAAAUCCAGCUGCCUGUGACCCCAAUUUGAGUUUUGAUUUUGUCACUACAGUGGGAGAUAAAAUCUUUUUCUUUAAAGACAGGUAUUUCUGGUGGAAGUUUCCUGAGAAACCAAAGACGAGUGUUAGUCUAAUUUCUUCCUUAUGGCCCACCCUGCCAUCUGGCAUUCAAGCCGCUUAUGAAAUUGCAGCCAGAAGUCAAGUGUAUCUGUUUAAAGAUGACAAGUAUUGGUUAAUUAGCAAUUUAAGACCACAGCCAAACUAUCCCAAGAGCAUACGUUCUCUGGGUUUCCCUGACUCUGUGAAAAAAAUUGACGGAGCUGUUUUUAACCCACUUUACCAUAAGACCUACUUCUUUGUAGAUGACCAGUUUUGGAGGUAUGAUGAGAGGAGACAUUCCAUGGACCCUGGCUAUCCCAAAUUGACUACCAAGUACUUCCCAGGAAUUGGGCCUAAAAUUGAUGCAGUUUUCUAUUUUAAAAGUAAACACUAAUAUUUCUUCCAAGGUUUUAACAAAUUUGACUAUGAUUUUCUAUUUUGUUAUAUCACCAGAAGACUGAAAAGCAACAGCUGGUUUGGUUGUUAG
Galeopterus variegatus (Sunda flying lemur) is the source of this 1413-nucleotide messenger RNA. RefSeq names its product matrix metallopeptidase 12 (macrophage elastase) (gene MMP12). Gene Ontology annotation, molecular function: metalloendopeptidase activity; zinc ion binding. The record is from RefSeq and is a predicted model, not a curated record. Gene Ontology annotation, cellular component: extracellular matrix. Lineage: Eukaryota; Metazoa; Chordata; Mammalia; Dermoptera; Cynocephalidae. The transcript is spliced from 10 exons. Gene Ontology annotation, biological process: collagen catabolic process; proteolysis; extracellular matrix organization.